Antechinus flavipes (yellow-footed antechinus) is the source of this 3769-nucleotide messenger RNA. It is a transcript of the gene ABCB9, whose product is annotated as ATP binding cassette subfamily B member 9. Gene Ontology annotation, molecular function: ATP binding; ATP hydrolysis activity; ABC-type oligopeptide transporter activity. The record is from RefSeq and is a predicted model, not a curated record. Gene Ontology annotation, cellular component: lysosomal membrane. The coding region runs from base 259 to 2601 and encodes 780 amino acids. The transcript has 13 exons. Gene Ontology annotation, biological process: peptide transport; transmembrane transport. NCBI's taxonomy places the organism in Eukaryota, Metazoa, Chordata, Mammalia, Dasyuromorphia, Dasyuridae.
CCGAGCGGCCGGGCGGGCAGGCGGCUGGGCAGUCGGUGCCCAUGAGCCGCGCCGAGCGGAGUGCAGCGCAGCGCCCAGCCCCGGCCCACCUGGCGCCAGGUGACAGGUGAGGAAACCGAGGACCAGAGGAGUUAGGUGAUUUGCCAGGGUCACAUGAGAGGUACCCCGGUGUCCUCCCCGAAGGGAUGAAUCCAUCUGCUCUGAGCUAAAGAUCGGGUUCCUUGCUCGGCCGCUCGCCCGCCCCCGCUGCUCGGCAGGAUGAGGGCCUGGAAGGCCGUGGCCAUCACGGGGGCCUUCAUGAGCGUGGACGUGGGCAUCACUACGGUGCUCUAUGCCUUCAGUCACCGAGACCGGGGCGUGCUGCAGGACCUGAGGGACUUCAACAUCUUUGACUCGGUGCUGGACCUCUGGGCCGCCUGCCUGUACCGGAGCUGCCUGCUUCUGGGGGCCACCAUUGGCGUGGCCAAGAACAGCGCCUUGGGCCCUCGGCGGCUUCGGGCCUCCUGGACCUUCAUCACCCUGGUGUGCCUCUUCGUGGGUAUUUACACCAUGGUGAAAAUGCUCCUCUUCUCCGAGGUACGCAAGCCCAUCCGGGACCCCUGGUUCUGGGGCCUCUUUGUCUGGACCUAUGCCUCCAUCGGGGCCACGUUCUUCCUCUGGUGGCUGCUGUCCACUGUGCGGCCGGGCCACAGGGCCCUGGAGCCGGGGGCGCCGGGCGAGGGCGUGGGCUACCCCACAGAGGGGCAGCCAAAGCAGGAGGAGGCAUCGGGGGCCACGCUGCAGAAACUGCUGUCCUACACUAAGCCUGACCUGGCCUUCCUGGUGGCUGCCUCCUUUUUCUUGGUGGUGGCAGCUCUUGGAGAAACAUUCCUUCCCUACUACACUGGCCGGGCCAUCGAUGGCAUUGUCAUCCAGAAGAGCAUGGACCAGUUCUCCACAGCCGUGGUCAUCAUGUGCCUCCUCGCUAUUGGCAGCUCAUUUGCCGCAGGUAUUCGGGGCGGCAUUUUUACCCUCGUCUUUGCCAGACUCAACAUCCGCCUCCGUAACUGCCUCUUCCGCUCCCUGGUGUCGCAGGAGACGAGCUUCUUUGACGAGAACCGGACAGGGGACCUCAUCUCCCGCCUCACCUCGGACACCACCAUGGUCAGUGACCUCGUCUCCCAGAACAUCAACAUCUUCCUCCGAAACACGGUCAAGGUCACCGGCGUGGUCGUCUUCAUGUUCAGCCUCUCGUGGCAGCUCUCCCUGGUCACCUUCAUGGGCUUCCCCAUCAUCAUGAUGGUGUCGGACAUCUACGGCAAGUACUACAAGCGACUCUCCAAAGAGGUCCAGAAUGCCCUGGCCAGGGCUAGCAACACAGCCGAGGAGACCAUCAGCGCGAUGAAGACGGUCAGGAGCUUUGCCAAUGAGGAAGAGGAGGCCGAGGUUUACGCCCGGAAGCUGCAGCAGGUGUACAAGCUGAACAGGAAGGAAGCCAUGGCCUACACAUACUACGUGUGGGGCAGUGGGCUCACUCUGCUGGUAGUGCAGGUCAGCAUCCUCUACUACGGGGGCCAUCUCGUCAUCUCGGGCCAGAUGACCAGCGGGAACCUCAUCUCUUUCAUCAUCUAUGAGUUUGUUCUGGGAGACUGCAUGGAGUCAGUCGGCUCUGUCUACAGUGGCUUGAUGCAGGGGGUAGGAGCAGCCGAGAAGGUGUUUGAGUUCAUUGACCGGCAGCCGACCAUGGUGCAUGAUGGGAGCCUGGCCCCCGAUCACCUGGAGGGCCGCGUGGACUUUGAGAACGUCACCUUCACCUACCGCACCCGUCCUCACACGCAGGUCCUGCAGAAUGUGUCCUUCACGCUCUCCCCGGGGAAGGUGACGGCCCUCGUGGGGCCCUCAGGGAGCGGGAAGAGCUCCUGCGUCAAUAUUCUGGAGAACUUUUAUCCCUUGGAGGAGGGCCGGGUGCUGCUGGAUGGCAAGCCCAUCAGCUCCUAUGACCACAAGUAUCUACACAGAGUGAUCUCCCUGGUGAGUCAGGAGCCUGUUCUGUUUGCUCGCUCCAUCACAGACAACAUCUCCUACGGGCUGCCCACGGUGCCCUUCGAGAUGGUGGUCGACGCGGCCCAGAAGGCUAACGCCCACGGCUUCAUUAUGGAGCUACAGGACGGCUACAACACAGAGACUGGAGAAAAGGGAGCCCAGUUGUCUGGUGGUCAGAAGCAGCGAGUGGCCAUGGCCCGAGCCCUGGUCCGGAACCCGCCGGUCCUCAUCCUGGACGAGGCCACCAGUGCCCUGGAUGCAGAGAGCGAAUACAUGAUCCAGCAGGCGAUCCACGGCAACCUCCAGAAGCACACGGUCCUGAUCAUCGCCCACCGCCUGAGCACGGUGGAGAAGGCGCACAGCAUCAUCGUGCUGGACAAAGGGCGCGUGGUGCAGCAGGGCACGCACAAGCAGCUGCUGACCCAGGGCGGCCUCUACGCCAAGCUGGUGCAGCGCCAGAUCUUGGGACUGGAGGCGGGCACGGGGGACGACAGCGGGGGCGGCCGGCCCGAGAUGAUGCGCUUCCCCUCCGGCCACAAGGAGCCCCCGGACGGGCACAGCGAGGUGCCCAAGGCAUGAGGCCCUCCUCCCCCGACCCCCAUCCCCCGCCCCAGGAUGGGAGCGGAGGCUGCGCCGGCAGAAGCACCGAGGGAGGCCCGGGGCAGCCCCCCCAGACCCUGCCGGGACCCAGGCCUUCUCAUUGAAGGCAGAGGCUCAGCCCCCCCCCCAAAGUUGAGCACAUUAUGCUUCAUGCUUCCCUCCUCACCUCCGAAUCCUCCCCACCUCUCCAGGCCCCCUCCUCCCUCCUGGCACCUCUGGGCUGGGCUCAUGGCAGAGCCUGGAGGUGCCCCCCGUCCCGGGCCCUACCCCCACCCCUCCCCGAGUCACAGGUCACUGGGGAGAGGGAUCCGGUUCUCGGUGCCCCCACCGCUGCCUAGGCAGGCCCCCAGCGGAGCCUUCUCCCAGGGGACUCGGACCCAUUUUGGACGGAGGUUUCCUCGGGUCCGCCGGCUGUUGCCCUGUGCAGCUUUCGAUUGUUGUUCCUUAAAAAAAAAAAUCAUUUCUCCAAAAAUAAGUUUAACUAUUUAAGUUAGGAAGGACUCUGGGUAAGCCCCCUGAGAAAUGCCCCAAGCCCCCCUGCUCCUCCCCACUGGCAAACCCAGGCGUGGCAGCCGCCCUCCCCGCCCCGGCCCGGCCCCCUUUGGGGGCUGUCCCCAGGCUGUCCCCGCCCUCCGGGCCCCAGGGGCCGAAUCCUUCCCAGGGAAGAGCGCCCCCUUCACUCCCGAGGCCUCGGGGUAGGAGGGCCAGCCCCCUCCCUUUGUCCCCCUGUCCCGCCUGCUGAGUAAGGAGAGGGGUCGGAGGAGUGGCCACAGGGCCCGGCUGGAGUCAGGGGGCGCUGCCAGUGUCUUCCCCCCUUCCGUGCCGCCCACGCCACGCCAGUCUCACUGUGAACCACGACGAACCUUAACCCUGGGGAGUGAGGGGCCGACGGCGCCGGGCCCAGGGCAGACCCUGGCACUGCCUUGAGGGGGCUGGCACCCAUCUCCAGCACUCUGGCCCCGCCCCUGCCAGCGGCAGCCUCCUCCUCUCCUCCGCCCUCUGCUGUUCGCGGGUCUUCUGGUUGUGAUGUUCUGUUCCCUCGGUUCGUAGGGCUGCCGGGAGGGUCAGGGGGGGUUCAGCCUGUUUGCGGGCUUUCUCGGACCCUCGGGGGCCCUCCUCUCAAUAAAGUACUACCUCUGUCCCUCCA